This is a messenger RNA of Solea solea (common sole), 1477 nucleotides long. It is a transcript of the gene cfap90, whose product is annotated as cilia and flagella associated protein 90. Bases 89 to 502 code for a protein of 137 amino acids. The transcript has 3 exons. The record is from RefSeq and is a predicted model, not a curated record. Lineage: Eukaryota; Metazoa; Chordata; Actinopteri; Pleuronectiformes; Soleidae.
CCUAGCAACUGAUCACAGACGCCACCACCACUGACUCUUCUGAGGAUUAACUCUUGUCUGUGGAGAGACGCCGGCGUAAAACACGAACAUGGACGUGUCUCUCCAGGCGAAGACCAAGCCGCUGUCCUCGCUCUCUGCCUUCAGUUACAUCCCACCACGACGGAGGCAACCGAAGGACAUGUCCUACUUCAACAAGGACUUGAAGGUCCCACAAGUGUCCAUGUAUGACCUCGUGUUCCACCAGGCGGAAGGUUACGAUAUGAAAGUGCACCGGGACGACAGGCGACACCACAAAGGACGGGGACUGGAUGUCAACGCGGAGGAGAGGUCCAGGUCUGUGCCGGUGCUCUCCUCCUCAGAAUACGGCCGCCGUCCCAUUCCUGUCCUCUACGCGCCGGGCCGGCAGCACGCACACGUGGCCUGCAUCAAAACUGAAUUCUACAUGAAAAACGGGCUCGUGUGGAAUGUGGAAGAAGGAUACGGAUCAGUGGUUCCCAUCUGAACGGCUCAAGUGGACCAUCAGUGAACCUGCAGUGAAAACACAACCCUGACAAUACCUGGACAAGGAAACAUAGGAAGGAAUUGGGGUUUUUAUGAAGUAGUAGUAGGAGUAGUAGUAGUAGUGUAUGAAGAGGGAGACUGAGGAAUGAAGUAUUUUUUUGCCAAACUUGCUAAACUUGAAAUUUUGAGAAUAAAGUCAGAAUAUCACGUCGCUCACUCCGAAAAGACAAGCUAAAGUGACAGGACGCGUUACUGAGGAAAUCACACAGAGCUGAAUUUCUGUCAAAAAAAUGUCAACUCAGUGCUUUAAAUUUGAUGGCUUUUAAAAUUCAAAGUCUGAUUUCAAUACAAACAAAAUGUCAGUGUUAAAUUCAAACUCAAAUGGUAUGUGUAUAAGUGUAUAAGGCACUUCAGCAAAGUCAGUAUGUUACAUAGAAGAGGGAGAUUAAUCUCGACAUGUGGAUUAAAUUUGACAUUUUGCAGAAUAAACUCGGAAUAUCACGUGAAGAUUCAAGUCGACACGUCGUUCGCUCUGAAAAAGACAAGAAUGAUGUGAGUUCUUGAAGUGACAGGGCCUAUUAUUGAGGAAAUCACACAGAGCUGAAUUUGUGUGAACUAAAAUUUAAUUCAUGAAAAUCCUGCGUGAGCGUGCGUCUCCUGUGUCUUGGUGGAACGUUUAAACUUUUGAAACUAACUUCACAAAAGGUUGGGCUCAAAUAAAGACUCUGAAAUAAUUCAAGUUUCUCCUGCACGUAAAUACAGUUCUUAUUGUGCAUUGUUUUAUUAGAAUUCAUGCAAUUAAGUCCAACCUUCCAAACAACAGGGAUUUUUUGAGUGCAGACUUUUGUCUUUGUACUCUGGCAGGAACAGAGCUUUUAUUCUUAGGAAGGCUACAGCCUUUCAGUCUGUUUGGUGACAGAGCCACAGUGUUUCCUUGACAGGAUCGCACGCUAAUAUUAUGCUAAAAUGGUGUUUC